This is a messenger RNA of Hordeum vulgare subsp. vulgare (domesticated barley), 783 nucleotides long. RefSeq lists its product as uncharacterized. The transcript has 2 exons. NCBI's taxonomy places the organism in Eukaryota, Viridiplantae, Streptophyta, Magnoliopsida, Poales, Poaceae. The coding region runs from base 73 to 426 and encodes 117 amino acids. The record is from RefSeq and is a predicted model, not a curated record.
ACUCUGCCGCUGCAGCCUGUGCCCACCUCCGUCGGGCCCUUCCCCACUGGAUCCCGGCUCUACCGUUCGGCCAUGGCGCGAGCACUCUUCCGCUUCAGCCUCUACCGCCACCGGAUCCCCAGCCGUCCAUGGUGCGGGCACUCCGCCGAUGCAGCCUGCGCCCACCUCGCUCGGCCCCUUCCCCGCUGGAUCCUAGCUCCAUCGUUCGGCCAUGGCGCGAGCACUCUUCCGACCUCCGGAUCCCUGGUCGUCCACGGCGCGGGCACUCCGCCGCUGCAGCCGGGCCCUUCCCCAAGCUCCACCACCGCCGGAUCCUGGCUCCAUCGGCCGACCAUGCUGACAUUCAUACUCCUAAAACGAGAGGUGUCGUGGCGUCCGGUAGAGGAGUUGCCCCCGGCCCGUGAGCCGCAUUAUAUUAUCAUCUGAAGACAUUACUGAUGACGGGAGUCUACGGCUUCAAUAACUUCUUCGUCCUUGCACUGUAUUAUGCUCGAACCGCCAUGGCGCUCGAGUGCAUGGUCAUCGACCCGGAGGCAAGGAAGAGGUAUGCCUUGGCUCGCCACGCCAUAGAAGAGGACCCGGUUCAUCAGGGCCGACGGAUGGCCAAUGAACACCUUCGGGGACGGGGUCUGGAUGCCAUCCUCACCAUCUUGUAACAUACCUGCCUUUUCUAGAACAUGAUAGUGUGACUGGUUUUGUAAAGUGUUUUCUGUUGAGAAGUUCAGAACCACAGACAAUGGCUACAUCCCCUGAAACUAGCAACUGAAUCUAUGUAACUGAUUG